Messenger RNA from Rhopilema esculentum, 1105 nucleotides. Lineage: Eukaryota; Metazoa; Cnidaria; Scyphozoa; Rhizostomeae; Rhizostomatidae. The record is from RefSeq and is a predicted model, not a curated record.
UAGACCAUAUCUUGGAUGACAACUGAAAAUAAUGUUACUGGCCAUGGAAGGUCUUGAAUCGAAGUCUCAAGGUUCGAUGUGCCAGAAUGACGCUCUGGAAUCUGCAGUCACGCUGAAGCAUUCUAUUGCUAGUAUUUUGAAACCUGGAUUAAGCAAAUCAAACGUAGCUGUUCUAGAUUACAACAAAUCAAAGUGCAUCAAAGGAACAAAAUUGCAGGAAGAUAUAGAAGAGGGAAAGACGAAUAGACUAAGAAGAAGUAGAACCACAUUCACCACGUACCAGCUGCACCAACUUGAAAGGGCAUUUGAGAUGUGCCAAUACCCCGAUGUCUUCAUGCGGGAAGACCUAGCUAACAAGCUUGAAUUGAGUGAAGCUAGGGUGCAGGUUUGGUUUCAGAAUCGGCGUGCUAAAUGGCGAAAAAAGGAAAAGCUCUCCAACAGCAGAAUGAAUGGUCCAUGUCCCCCUGAAGUUGAGCAACUCUACGAAAACCACAAACGCUUCUGCGCACAGCAGAGGGAUUAUCGAUACAUAAAAAACACCCCUGGAUAUUUUGCGGCGUCUCGUCUAGCAAGAGACUUUCUGCAUCAAGGGGCGGCGUGCUACGUAUGUGGGUCAUCUAGUAGUUUUAUCACAAACAAUUUGCAAAAUACGGAAUGCUGCUCCGAAUCCUCGUUGUUACAAUGUUGUUUGCAGUUAUAAUGUUAUGUUUGCAGUUAUAAUGAUCAGCAGCCAUUUUCCAAGAAUCUCCAGUUGCUAAUUUGCUACUUUAGUCAAUGAUUUUUAAUUAUCUCGCUACAGUACAGAGAGCUAUAGCUGCAGUUUAUCCGCGAAACUGGUCGACUGGCUUAAGAUCGUCCCACAUGCCACCAACAUAAGUUUUAUACUGUUUUAGCACUCGUGUAUGUAGUUAGAUGUAUGUGUAAGUUUCACGAAACCUUUUUCUUUUUUUUAUGUUUAAUGGACCCGGGGUAGACAUAGUACCCUGCUCUCCGGGGUAUCGUCAAUAGUAGCGUGGUAGAGUAAUUUCCUGUAUAUAAAGUAUUGUGUGUAAGUACUUGUAAAAUUUGUAUUGGAUGUUAUAGAAAAAGCAAUAGCUAACUCUUA